Babjeviella inositovora NRRL Y-12698 is the source of this 876-nucleotide messenger RNA. RefSeq names its product carbon-nitrogen hydrolase family protein. Lineage: Eukaryota; Fungi; Ascomycota; Pichiomycetes; Serinales. Gene Ontology annotation, cellular component: mitochondrion. The record is from RefSeq and is a predicted model, not a curated record. The transcript has 2 exons. The coding region runs from base 1 to 876 and encodes 291 amino acids. Gene Ontology annotation, biological process: oxaloacetate metabolic process; L-glutamine metabolic process. Gene Ontology annotation, molecular function: omega-amidase activity.
AUGACUCACGGUCGAGUUCCGUUGCUAGCCAAGAAGUUGAAGAUUGCCUUGUUACAAGUGGCCCCUGGUACGAGCGUAUCAGCAAAUUUGACAAAGGUUGAAGAGUACGCGACGAAUGCGAAAAAUAUUUACCCAGAUGUGGACUUGCUCAUGCUACCAGAAUUCUUCAAUUCUCCAUAUGAUGUUGCAAAGUUCCGUGAGUACGCCGAGCCCAUUCCAAACGGUAAAACCACCAAGUUUUUGUCCCUUUUAGCUCGAAGCCUCAGUGUAAUAAUUGUGGGCGGUUCAAUACCUGAGCUUGAUGGUGAAAAGGUAUAUAACACCUCUGUUACAUUCAACGUGAAAGGAGAGCUUAUUGGAAAGCACCGCAAAGUGCAUUUAUUCGACUUAGAUAGCCCGAAAGGCGCAUUUAGGGAAUCGGAUAGUUUAUUCCCAGGAGACAAAGCCACUAAUAUCGCACUACCAUCCUUUGGCCAAAUUGGGCUAGCAAUCUGCUACGACAUCAAAUUUCCUGAGCUUGCUGCAAUUGCCGCUCGAAAGCACAACGCCUUUGCCAUGUUCUAUCCUGGCUCUUUCAAUGCCACCAGUGGCCAGUUAUUAGGCCGUUCAAGGGCUAUCGAUAACCAAAUCUUUACGGUUUUAUGCUCUCCGGCCAGAAAUCCAGACUCUGGGCUCUACCCAGCCUACGGUCACUCCUUAGUGGUGGACCCCUUUGGCAAAAUUAUAGCAGAGGCAGGGGAAGGUGAGCAGACUGUUUUCUGUGAGCUAGACCCAGAGGUGAUUCACAUGGCCCGGGAGAGCAUUCCAGUUUCUCUUCAGAGGCGAUUUGAUGUUUACGAUGACAUCAGUGUCAACGCAAAGAUUAACGAGGAUUAA